AUGGCUUCAGAAUUAGGCCCAAAGUUGACUAAGGAUCCAGUCAAAAUCGCUCUUAGAAUGUUGACUAAUUCCUUGAAUAAGGCAAUCAACCCCAAGCCUAGUGAAGUGGAAAACUUUUGUGAAGUCUUUAAGAGGUUAGCCGCAGCUAAGCCAACCAACUACCUAGGUAAAGAGGACCUAGCUAGCCUUGAGAAUUGGCUUAGGGAAUUCGACAAGCUUUUCGAUGCUAUAGGUUGUCCCGCAAACCUUAAGAUAAGCAAUGCCGCAUACUAUUUAAGGGAGGAAGCAGACUUAUGGUGGAUCCAAAAGGAGGAUGAGUUGUUGAGUAACCCCGCUUUUGGGUGGACCGAAUUCAAGGAAGCUUUGAGAGUUAAGUUUUACCCAGCCUAUUUGAGGAAGCAAAAGUGUAUGGAGUUUACCAACCUUAGGAUGGGGAAUUUGUCAGUUGCAGAGUACUAUGCAAAGUUUCUUGAGCUAAUGAGGUUCGCACCCGAGGUAGUACCCACCGAAGCCUUAAAGGCACAGAGAUUUAAGCAAGGGUUAACCUUAAGCCUUCAAGGGAAAUUAGGAGGAGCUAACUUUGGGACUUUGGACGAAGUUUAUGGAAGAGCGGCACAUAUAUAUGAGAUUAAGGGUAGAGAGCUAGGAAAUUCGGGGGAUAAGAAUAGAAGCUUCGGACCUUUUCAGGGAGGAGACAAUAAGCCAAGGCUAAUAGGAAAUUUCAAUGACAGAAGAGACAAUACGGGUGACUUUGGAAAGGGAAAUGGGUUUCAACCAAAUAAUGCUAGGGGAAAUGGGAAUCAAAAGGGCGGAGACAAUAAAACUUGGAAUUUCUUUUGUAAGAGAUGUGAUGGGAAUCACCCAGGGAAGGAUUGUGAAGGGAAUCUAGUGUCAUGCCGGUGUUGUCACAAAUUAGGGCACCGUGAGUUCGAGUGUUACAAGAAGAAGGAUGACAUUAGUGCAGGGAAAGUGAAAGAACCUAGUAACCCAACCAAGACCCUCAGCACCAGUGGAUUGACUCCUAAGUUCGGAUCUAGUUGCAGUGUGAAUAAUAAUCCCAAAGGUCGUGUGUUCGUAAUGAACAGCCGUGAAGCUGAAGCUUCUAAAGAUGUGGUAAUUGGCACUUUCCUUAUAUGUUCUCAUUCUGUGACAGUCUUGUUUGAUUCAGGCGCGUCUCACUCAUUUAUUUCAAGUAAAGUGGUCGAAAGUCUUAAAUUAGAAAGUCCAGAGUCAGUUUCUCUAGAUGUCUCUAUUCCGUCAGGGGAAGUGAGAAAAGGUUCUAAGGUGUUUAAAGGUGUACCUCUUACCAUUUUGGGGAUAGAAUUUUCCUCAGAUUUGAUAGAGUUUGACUUAAAGGACUUAGACGUUAUUUUGGGAAUGGAUUGGUUAGGAAAGUACAAGGCUCAGAUAGAUUGUUCAGCGCAGAAAGUGACCUUGUAUGGUCCGACGGAAGUAAGGGUGACCUAUAGGAGAGAGGGCAAAAGCUCGGGAAUUCGGAUUGUUUCCGCAUUGCAACUCCAAAAGUGCCUUAAGAAAGGCGAUCCAUUGUACAUGUGUAGUGUUCGAGAGUUAAGGGAUGAGAGAGACGAGGGUAACACAUGUAUCCCCGUUGUAGAGGAAUUUCCAGAUGUGUUUCCGGAGGAAAUACCCGGAAUGCCACCAGUAAGGGACAUAAAAUUUACGAUUGACCUAGUAUCCGGAACCGAACCAAUUUCAAAAGUCCCAUAUAGGAUGGCCCCAGCAGAGAUGAAGGAGUUGAAAACUCAGUUGGAUGAAUUGUUGGAAAAAGGAUACAUAAGACCUAGUUCGUCACCAUGGGGAGCACCAGUGCUAUUUGUCAAGAAGAAAUACGGUACUUUGAGGUUGUGUAUAGAUUAUCGAGCGUUAAACAACAUGACGAUCAAGAAUAAGUACCCGCUACCCAGAAUCGAUGACCUAUUCGACCAACUUAAGGGAGCCGAAGUAUUUUCGAAGAUUGAUUUGAGGUCAGGAUAUCACCAGUUGAGGAUUGCAGACCAAGACAUACCCAAGAGUGCCUUUAGGACACGUUAUGGACAUUAUGAGUUCACCGUUAUGCCGUUUGGGUUGACUAAUGCCCCAGCUGUAUUUAUGGACUUCAUGCACAGAAUCUUUAAGCCUUAUCUAGAUAAGUUUGUAGUCGUGUCUAUUGAUGAUAUUUUGAUAUACUCGAGGAAUAAGGAAGAUCAUGAGGAUCAUUUGAGGAAAGUUUUGACAUUAUUAAGAGAGCACAGGUUGUAUGCUAAGUUGUCAAAAUGUGAGUUUUGGUUAGAGAAAGUUUCCUUUUUAGGACAUGUGAUAACCAAAGAAGGAGUUUCAGUAGAUCCAACUAAUAUUAAGGCCGUGAGUGAGUGGUCGACACCCAAUGGAGUAACAGAAGUGAGAAGUUUCUUGGGAUUAGCAGGAUAUUACCGGAGAUUUGUGAAAGAUUUUUCGAGGAUUUCUAGGCCAAUGACGAAUUUGAUGAAAAAGGAGUGCAAGUUCACAUGGACCUAG
Molecule: messenger RNA, 2514 nt
Organism: Beta vulgaris subsp. vulgaris (sugar beet)
Lineage: Eukaryota; Viridiplantae; Streptophyta; Magnoliopsida; Caryophyllales; Amaranthaceae
Exons: 1
Coding region: 1-2514 (837 amino acids)
Biological process (GO): proteolysis
Molecular function (GO): aspartic-type endopeptidase activity
Source: RefSeq, a predicted model, not a curated record